Messenger RNA from Hibiscus syriacus, 5822 nucleotides. Its product is annotated as callose synthase 11-like. Gene Ontology annotation, molecular function: 1,3-beta-D-glucan synthase activity. The record is from RefSeq and is a predicted model, not a curated record. Gene Ontology annotation, biological process: (1->3)-beta-D-glucan biosynthetic process. NCBI's taxonomy places the organism in Eukaryota, Viridiplantae, Streptophyta, Magnoliopsida, Malvales, Malvaceae. Gene Ontology annotation, cellular component: 1,3-beta-D-glucan synthase complex; plasma membrane.
AAUUCCCUUUUUGAAUUCUAUCAAUAGAUACGUGGGUCUGUCGCCGUGACCUCACUCGCCGCCAUGGCUUGUGGGCUAAAAAGCAAAUAUUACUAGAGGGAGUCCUUUCUUGCUAUCGUGUGCUAUCCAAAGAUCCUUUGAAACAGGAGUAGCGCGUCAGUCUUUUGGAGUUUGCAUGAAGCCGAGAAUGGAGAAGGGGAUGCUUUGAAGUGGAGUAAGGAAAAGGGAAGUGAAUUAUGAGUGCUUUACGGCAACGUCCAGUACCCGCGCGCGGUCGUGGUGGAGACCCACGCGCGCAGCCUCCGCGGCCGCCUAUGCAGGAAGUGUACAACAUAAUCCCAGUUCACGACCUUCGAGAUGACCAUCCGUCGCUUCGAUACCUGGAAGUACGCGCCGUCGCGGCGGCCCUGUUACGUCCGAUUCUAAACCUCCCGAAACCACCGUUCGUAACGUUGGCGCCAAACAUGGACCUGAUGGACUGGUUAGGCGUCUCUUUCGGCUUUCAAAACGACAACGUUCGGAACCAAAGGGAAAACCUCGUCCUUCACUUAGCCAACUGCCAAAUGCGCCUCCAGCCGCCUCCAGCGAACCCCGACGAAGUCGACCGCGGCGUCCUUCAAAGUUUCCGCAAGAAGUUACUAAAUAACUACACUUCAUGGUGCUCUUUCCUUCGCAUCAAAUCCCACGUCCACCUCCCCACGCGCCGGGGAAACAACUAUGACCCAACCCGGGAGCUCCUCUACGUGUCUCUGUAUCUCCUAAUCUGGGGAGAAGCAGCUAAUCUCCGGUUCUGUCCAGAACUCCUUUGUUACAUUUACCAUCACAUGGCAAUGGAAUUAACCAAAUUUUUGGAUCAGCACAUCGAUGAAUUUACCGGGAGGCCGUUUGUGCCGUCGAUUUCAGGUGAUUGUGCUUUCUUGAAAUGCAUCGUUAUGCCAUUUUACCAGACGAUUAAAACAGGAGAGAGCAGUAGGAACGGAACCGCGCCGCAUUCGGCUUGGAGAAAUUACGAUGAUAUAAACGAGUAUUUCUGGGGUAGAAGGUGUUUUAAGACUUUGAAAUGGCCGAUUGAUUAUGGGUGUAAUUUCUUUGAUACUGUACCGAAGUUUGAAAGAGUUGGGAAAACUGGGUUUGUCGAGCAACGAUCGUUUUGGAAUGUGUUUAGGAGUUUUGAUCGGCUAUGGAUUCUGUUAAUUCUAUUUUUACAAGCUUCCAUUAUUGUAGCUUGGUCAAGGAAGAAGUAUCCCUGGGAAGCUUUGGGGGAAAGGGAUAUUCAGGUGGAGCUGUUAACGGUUUUCAUUACCUGGGCUGGUCUUCGGUUUUGGCAGUCUGUGCUUGAUGCCGGGACUCAGUAUAGUUUGGUUUCCAAGCAGACGGUGUGGCUUGGAAUACGGAUGGUGUUGAAGAGUAUGGUUGCUUUGACUUGGAUUGUUGUGUUUGCAGUUUUUUGCCAGAUUUGGAGUCAGAAGAAUGGUGAUAGGGGGUGGUCUUCGGCAGCAAACCAAAGGAUUGUUACAUUUCUCCAGGCCGUCUUUGUGUAUGUUAUUCCGGAGUUGUUGUCAUUGUUGUUUUUUGUGAUUCCUUGGGUUAGGAAUUGGAUUGAAGGUUUAGACUGGAUGAUUAUCUCUUGGUUGACAUGGUGGUUUCAUACAAGGAUUUUCGUUGGUCGUGGACUGAGGGAAGGUUUAGUUGAUAAUAUCAGAUAUAGUUUGUUUUGGAUUGUGGUAUUACUAUGGAAGUUCUUAUUCAGUUAUUUUCUUCAGAUAAAGCCCCUGGUUGCUCCAACAAAGGCUCUUUUGAAUCUUUCAAAUGUAAGGUAUAACUGGCAUGAGUUUUUUGGCAGCAGUAAUAGAACUGCUGUUGUGUUGCUUUGGAUGCCUGUUGUUCUCAUAUAUUUCAUAGAUUUGCAAAUUUGGUAUUCAGUUUUUUCUUCCUUUGUCGGUGCUACAAAUGGGUUGUUUUCCCAUUUGGGUGAAAUCAGGAAUAUGGAGCAACUUAGGCUUAGGUUUCAGUUCUUUGCAAGUGCAAUUGAUUUUAAUCUCGUGCCAGAGGAUCAGCUGCUGACUCCCAGGGCAACUCUGGUGAAGAAACUUAGGGAAGCAAUUCAUCGACUGCGGCUUAGAUAUGGACUUGGUCAGCCGUACAAGAAGCUUGAAUCAAGCCAAGUGGAGGCAAGAAGGUUUGCUAUGAUAUGGAAUGAAAUAAUUACUACUUUGAGGGAGGAAGAUCACAUUAGUGAUAGAGAAGUUGAGCUCAUGGAACUGCCCCCUAAUUGUUGGAAUAUUAGGGUAAUUCGAUGGCCAUGUUUUCUCCUAUGCAAUGAGUUGCUUCUUGCUCUCAGUCAGGCAAACGAGCUGGCAGAUGCACCUGACAAUUGGCUUUGGUUGAAGAUACUCAAGAAUGAGUACGGGCGGUGUUCUGUUAUUGAAGCUUAUGACAGCAUCAAACAUUUGCUUCUUACAAUCAUUAAAUAUGGCACAGAAGAGUAUUCCAUAGUCUCAAAAUUGUUUGAAGAGAUAGACUUCUGUGUGCAGAAUGAGAAGUUAACUGCCACAUUCAAGAUGACUGUGCUACAGAAAAUUCAUGCCAAGCUAGUAUUACUUCUAGAUCUUCUAGUGAAACAGAAAAAUGAUCCGAGUCGGGCAGUAAAUCUAUUGCAAGCCCUCUAUGAACUUUGCGUUCGAGAAUUUCCUAAGACAAAGAAGUCCAUUUAUAAGUUGAUGGAGGAAGGUUUGGCGCCUAAAAAUAUGGCAGCUGAUGAAGGGCUGCUUUUUGAGAAUGCUAUCAACUUUCCUGGUGCUGAGGAUGUUGAUUUCUAUAAGCAGCUGAGGCGUUUGCAUACAAUUCUUACUUCUAAGGAUUCAAUGCAUAAUGUUCCUGUGAAUCUGGAGGCUAGGAGGCGCAUCGCUUUCUUUAGUAACUCGAUCUUUAUGAACUUGCCCCGUGCUCCCAAUUGAAAAAUGAUGGCUUUUAGUGUUCUAACUCCAUACUAUGAUGAAGAUGUGUUGUAUAAGAAGGGGAUGCUUCAAGAUGAAAACGAAGAUGGCAUUUCUACAUUGUUUUAUCUCCAAAAGAUCUAUGAGGAUGAGUGGAGGAAUUUUAUGGAACGGAUGCGCAAAGAGGGGAUGGAUGAUGAUGAUGAUAUUUGGAGGGAAAAGCUGAGGGAUCUUCGCCUUUGGGCAUCAUACAGAGGGCAGACAUUAUCCCGCACAGUUAGGGGAAUGAUGUACUACUACAGGGCUCUUCAGACGCUUUGCUAUCUUGAUUCUGCAUCUGAGAUGGACAUACGAAUGGGCACACAAGAAAUUGCUUCUCAUCAUUCGUUAAACCGAAACCGUGGAGCUAUUGAUGGUGUUAAGCGGGCAACUGAAAAAAACCUUAACCGAGCGGUUAGUGGUGUAAGCCUUUUGCUCAAGGGACACGAGUAUGGAUUUGCUUUGAUGAAAUUUACCUAUGUAGUCACCUGCCAAGUUUAUGGACGGCAAAAGGCAAAGGGAGAGAGCCACGCUGAGGAAAUUCUAUUUCUGAUGAAAAACAAUGAAGCUCUUCGAGUUGCCUAUGUAGACGAGGUUGAGUUAGGGAGAGACGAGGUUGAGUAUUACUCGGUUCUUGUCAAAUAUGACCAAAAGUUGCAGAGGGAGGUAGAGAUCUAUCGCAUUAGAUUGCCUGGGCCCUUGAAACUUGGGGAAGGAAAACCAGAAAACCAGAAUCAUGCCAUAAUUUUCACUCGAGGUGAUGCUGUUCAGACCAUUGACAUGAAUCAAGACAAUUAUUUUGAGGAAACACUGAAGAUGCGAAAUUUGUUGGAGGAGUUCAAGACCAAUCAUGGUAUUAGGAAGCCAACCAUUCUUGGAGUUCGUGAGAAUGUCUUCACAGGUUCAGUUUCGUCCCUCGCGUGGUUUAUGUCUGCUCAGGAAACAAGUUUUGUGACCCUUGGGCAGCGUGUUCUGGCCAACCCUUUGAAGGUGAGAAUGCACUAUGGUCACCCUGAUGUGUUUGAUCGAUUUUGGUUCUUGACUAGGGGUGGAAUUAGCAAGGCUUCUAGGGUGAUUAAUAUCAGUGAGGACAUAUUUGCUGGCUUCAACUGCACUUUGAGAGGUGGCAAUGUAACUCACCAUGAAUACAUACAGGUGGGUAAAGGGAGGGAUGUGGGAUUGAAUCAGAUAUCUAUGUUUGAGGCCAAGGUUGCCAGUGGCAACGGUGAACAGGUAUUGAGCAGAGAUGUCUACCGAUUGGGUCAUAGGCUGGACUUCUUUCGGAUGCUUUCCUUUUACCACUCAUCUGUUGGACACUAUUUCAAUACGAUGAUGGUGGUACUGACUGUUUACACAUUUUUGUGGGGCCGCCUCUAUCUCUCGCUCAGUGGCGUUGAGCGUCACGCCAUGAAUCAAAGUGUCAACAAUAAGGCUCUUGGAACAAUCUUGAAUCAGCAGUUCAUAAUACAGCUUGGUCUGUUCACUGCCCUUCCAAUGGUUGUUGAGAACACUCUUGAACAUGGGUUUCUUCCGGCAGUUUGGGACUUCUUGAAAAUGCAAUUGCAGCUAGCUUCAUUUUUUUUCACCUUCUCCAUGGGAACACGGACCCAUUUCUUUGGCCGGACCAUCCUUCAUGGGGGUGCCAAAUACAGAGCCACUGGACGUGGUUUUGUGGUUGAGCAUAAGUCCUUUGCAGAAAAUUAUCGACUUUAUGCCCGAAGCCAUUUUGUGAAGGCAAUUGAACUUGGUGUUAUCUUAGCUGUGUAUGCUUCGUAUAGCCCCCUCGCUAAUGAUUCAUUUGUUUACAUAGCUAUGACCAUUUCAAGUUGGUUCCUUGUGGUGUCAUGGAUAAUGUCCCCUUUUGUGUUCAACCCAUCUGGCUUUGACUGGCUGAAGACGGUCUAUGAUUUUGAUGAUUUUAUGAAUUGGAUAUGGUGUAGAGGUGGUGCACUUGCAGAAGCCAACAAGAGUUGGGAAAUAUGGUGGUACGAGGAACAAGACCAUUUGAGAACAACAGGUCUUUGGGGAAAGCUACUAGAGAUAAUUUUGGACCUUCGUUUCUUCUUCUUCCAGUAUGGUAUCGUGUAUCAGUUGGGCAUCGCGAAUCAUAGCACCAGUGUUGGUGUGUACCUGUUAUCUUGGAUAUACAUGAUUGUGGCUGUUGGGAUCUAUGUGGUUAUAGCAUACGCUCAAGACAAAUAUGCCUCAAAACAGCACAUCUACUGGGUAGUUCAACUUGUAGUCGUUAUACUUGUGAUACUUGUGAUUGUCUUACUGCUGGAGCUCACUUCAUUUAAGUUUAUUGAUCUUGUGACAAGUCUUAUGGCAUUCAUUCCAACGGGAUGGGGUAUGAUAUCCAUUGCCCAAGUGGUUAGACCGUUUUUGCAAUCCACUGUGGUGUGGGAGACUGUAGUUUCCUUGGCACGGCUGUACGAUCUGUUGUUUGGAGUGAUUGUCAUAGCUCCUGUGGCAUUGGUGUCGUGGUUGCCCGGAUUCCAGGCAAUGCAGACAAGAAUCUUAUUCAAUGAGGCGUUUAGCAGAGGUCUUCAGAUUUCUCGCCUUAUUUCCGGAAAAAAGUCAACUGAAUGAUGUUGAGAGUUGUAGUGCAAAUUUCAAAUGAUGAAAACUCUUUGCAUUAUUUGAGAAAAGAGCAGAGCCUGAAGCUUGAAAGCUGAACUGAAUGCAAAGUAAGGAAUUUGGACAAACAAUGCAAUGAUAGUCUCACACGUGCCCUGUUUCGAUAUCAAAUGAAGGAUAGUAAUUAUAUCAUUGCAGCUGAGGACUACAAAUGCCAUAAUCUAAUCUCCCUUUCCUUGUUGACCUAUAUUCAUCUGUUAUUCAGGGUAA